Messenger RNA from Varanus komodoensis (Komodo dragon), 2803 nucleotides. It is a transcript of the gene E2F7, whose product is annotated as E2F transcription factor 7. Lineage: Eukaryota; Metazoa; Chordata; Lepidosauria; Squamata; Varanidae. The coding region runs from base 65 to 2803 and encodes 912 amino acids. The record is from RefSeq and is a predicted model, not a curated record. Gene Ontology annotation, biological process: regulation of transcription by RNA polymerase II. Gene Ontology annotation, molecular function: RNA polymerase II cis-regulatory region sequence-specific DNA binding; DNA-binding transcription factor activity, RNA polymerase II-specific. Gene Ontology annotation, cellular component: RNA polymerase II transcription regulator complex. The transcript has 13 exons.
GAGGCUCUGAAGGAAAGGGACCCCUUUGAGGAACACGAGAGGGAAUCCCAAGGAAAGUUUACAGAUGGAGGCGAAUUGCUUAACACUAAAAGACCUGAUUAGCCCGAGACACACAAGGAUAAAUUUGAUAGAUGAAGAUGGGGAGAGUGCACAAAAGGAAAACAUAUUUGAUCGACCCAGAAUGACCCCAAAGACUCCCAUGAAAAAUGAACCCAUUGAUUUGUCAAAGCAAAAAAACUGCACCCCCGAGAGGAGUCCAAUUACACCUGUUAAGCUGAGUGAUAGGCCCCUGGCAGACCCAUGGACCCCCACAGCUAACCUGAAGAUGCUUAUUAGUGCUGCUAGCCCUGACAUGCGGGAUCGUGAAAAGAAGAAAGAACUCUUCAGACCAAUUGAGAACAAUGCAUUUAAUGACAGUUUUUCUGAUUGCUUGCAGUGUGAUACUGUGGAUGAUGGAACAACAGAUGAAUAUGAAAAACAGAGACCGAGCAGGAAGCAGAAAAGCUUAGGAUUGUUGUGCCAAAAAUUCUUAGCUCGCUACCCCAGUUAUCCGUUAUCAGCAGAAAAAACAACAAUUUCUUUGGAUGAAGUGGCUUCUAGUCUUGGAGUUGAACGUAGGCGAAUUUAUGACAUAGUGAAUGUCUUGGAGUCUCUUGAUCUUGUUAGCCGAGUGGCUAAGAAUCAGUACUGUUGGCAUGGUCGCCGUAGCUUGAGUCAGACUUUGAAAAACCUCCAAGGAAUAGGAGAGCUGCAGAAAUAUGAAGAACUUAUGGCUUAUUUCCAGCAAAAAGAGCCGGACCUUGAGUGUAGAUUUGGAGAACAAAAAAGAGAGACCUUUAUCGAUUUCCAGGACCGACAGUUGCUUGACUUCUCAGAGACAGAUUGUCCAUCUGCGUCUGCAAACAGCAGAAAGGACAAGUCGCUGAGGAUUAUGAGCCAAAAAUUUGUCAUGCUGUUCCUUGUCUCCAAGACCAAGAUAGUCACUCUCGACAUAGCAGCGAAAAUAUUAAUAGAAGAAAGCCAAGAUACAGCAGAUCACAGCAAGUUCAAAACAAAGGUUCGAAGAUUGUAUGAUAUUGCCAAUGUCCUAACUAGUCUUGGCCUGAUAAAGAAAGUACAUGUAACAGAAGAAAGAGGUCGAAAACCAGCCUUCAAAUGGAUUGGACCUGUGGAAUUCACUGGAGAGAGUGAUGACAUAAAGAUGGAGAUUUCAACCUGUGCUGCUUUAACGGAAGCGAAAGGGGCAGCACAUGUUCCGCACCAAGCUUGCACUAACAGAAAAGAGCGGCUGUCACGACAUGCUUCUUUUCAUGCUGCUCAGUCUUCCGAAGUGGUCAAGAGGAAGGUCAGCUCUGAACCCAGCAGCCCACGCAGAGGGAGGCAAGAUGAUUGCCAUUCCAAAAUGAUAAAUCUAGCAUCUGUUUGCUGCCAGAAGAUGGAAGAUGACACAAGUAAAGGUUUUGUCACAGAAUCAGCAAGAAAGCUGGGCAUCAUUUCACCUGUUGUUCCUGUUCCUGGAGACUCACACUAUUGCCCUUAUGUUCCUUCACAUGUCAACUCUGAGAUGUCACAUCUGUCUCUGACAAAUGGAAUAAAUGACCAAGACCUGUCGUCAUCUGUUUUAUCGGGUUCUAAAACAGAGUCUGGGAAAACCACUGUGGUCCCCAAUCAGCCUUUUGUUUACUUGCCAUCUCCACCCCUUUAUAUGCUUUGUGGAAGUCUACAUGAGAAUUUCCCUAGGGAAACCCUUUCAGAAAAAGCAAGUAAGGACUUUAAGAGCCAAGCUUCUCCAUGUCUACCAGAAGCUGUUGAAUUUCCAGAUAAUUGUCGAAAGCGGAAUUCGCAGAAAUGUCUGCCUCCCACUGCAGUUUCAGCUGAAGAGGAACCUUCAACAAAAAGACAAAGCCUUGAGCAAAGUGAUGGCCCCAUUUCCCUGGUGUUGUCUAAGAACACUAUUAAUUCAGACUCUUCCCUGGAUAGUAAAGGCAGUUCCAUAGACCAACUAAGAGGUUUUCCACUUGAAUCAAGGACUCCUGCUGUUGUGGAAGCUGCAGUGGCCAAAUCCUUAGACACACUGGAGCAAGAAAAGUCCUGUCAAAAUAAAGAGCUGAAAGAAAAUUCAAAGGAAAAUGAGCAGGCCUCGCAAGAAAAUGGCAAACAGUCUUUCCUGCCACAGUACCUCUAUGUACAGCCUGCAGCUGGAUUAAAUGGUUUUAAUUUCCUGUUUCCUGCCAAUCAAACUCCUGGUCCUGUCAGCCUACCUUCAAGCCAUUUACCUCCACUCAAUGUUCCCUGUAUGAUGGUUCCAUCUUCAGCAUUGGCACCAUUUCCUCUUAUCUAUUCUCCAGCAGUAACAAGCCAACUUUCUUCUGCUCCUGCCAGCUCCUUUCCAAAUGUCACGUGCAUGAACUUUAGUAUGCCUGGCCUUCCAUCUACAGCACCUGUUUUCAUUGGGACCCCAGCAGUGGUCACUUCAAAUUCAUCGCAGCUACCAAGCCUGGAAUCACACCAGCAGAUUCAUUCAGCUGUACACCUGAGCCCUGUAUUAGGAUCUGCUUGUAGCACCAUUAAAGCAGAUGCACCUGUUUGCAUGGGACAUCCAGUCACUCUUCUGAAAUUACAGCAGCCUUCUUCAACCCCACUGACUCCUAAGAACAUGCGUCCUACACCCCAAGAAGCAUUUUUCAAGACACCCGGUAGCCUUGAAGAUCCUGUUGUAUGGCGAAAACAUGAAGGCAGCCAGAGCAGAACAACCAGUUCUGCUCAAAGAAGAUUAGAAAUUUCCAGCAAUAGCUCUGACUAA